Messenger RNA from Myxocyprinus asiaticus (Chinese sucker), 3776 nucleotides. RefSeq names its product homeobox protein Meis2. Gene Ontology annotation, biological process: eye development; embryonic pattern specification; positive regulation of cell population proliferation. The coding region runs from base 190 to 1407 and encodes 405 amino acids. NCBI's taxonomy places the organism in Eukaryota, Metazoa, Chordata, Actinopteri, Cypriniformes, Catostomidae. Gene Ontology annotation, molecular function: RNA polymerase II cis-regulatory region sequence-specific DNA binding; DNA-binding transcription activator activity, RNA polymerase II-specific. The transcript has 13 exons. The record is from RefSeq and is a predicted model, not a curated record.
UGGCAAAGAGGAAAAGAAAAAUAAUUGCAAAACUCUUCCUGAUGCCCGCGCUCGUUCUCAGCCGUACUGGAGAAUAGGAGAAUUCAGCAAGAGGCUCGAAAAAGGAAUCUGAGCAGCGCAUGAGUUUGUGAGCGGACUGGGAAAUUAAAUCGACGACACAGAUCCAGAGGUUUAUUGGAGCGCAGGCUGAUGGCGCAAAGGUACGAUGAGCUGGCUCAUUACGGCGGCAUGGACGGGGUCGGUAUGUACGGGGAUCCUCACGCGCCUCGGCCGCUCCCGCAGGUCCAUCAUCUGAAUCACGGACCGCCGCUCCACGCCAGCCAGCAUUACGGCACACAUGCCCCCCAUCCCAAUGUCAUGCCCACCAGCAUGGGCUCAGCUGUCAACGACGUGUUAAAGAGGGAUAAAGAUCAAAUUUACGGUCAUCCUCUGUUUCCUCUGCUGGCUCUGGUGUUUGAGAAGUGUGAGUUGGCCACAUGUACCCCCCGUGAGCCCGGGGUGGCGGGAGGAGAUGUGUGCUCCUCUGACUCCUUCAACGAGGACAUCGCUGUCUUCGCCAAACAGGUCCGUGCAGAAAAACCUUUAUUUUCUUCAAAUCCAGAGUUGGAUAAUUUGAUGAUUCAAGCCAUACAAGUAUUACGGUUUCAUCUUUUGGAGUUAGAAAAGGUGCACGAACUCUGCGACAAUUUCUGCCAUCGGUACAUCAGUUGUUUGAAAGGAAAAAUGCCCAUAGAUUUAGUGAUUGAUGAACGGGACGGCAGCUCAAAAUCAGACCACGAGGAGCUCUCGGGAUCUUCAACCAAUUUAGCCGAUCAUAUGGGGCACGUGGACGGAUGGAUCAAGAAUCCGGCGUCCUGGAGAGAUCAUGACGACGCCACUUCCACACACUCGGCCGGAACGCCUGGACCCUCCAGUGGAGGACACGCCUCACAGAGCGGAGACAACAGCAGCGAACAAGAUGGUUUAGACAACAGCGUGGCUUCACCCGGCACAGGCGACGACGACGACCCGGACAAGGACAAAAAACGACAGAAAAAACGUGGAAUCUUCCCAAAGGUCGCUACUAACAUCAUGCGGGCGUGGCUCUUCCAGCAUCUUACACACCCAUAUCCUUCAGAAGAACAGAAGAAGCAGCUCGCUCAGGACACGGGUCUCACCAUCUUACAAGUCAACAACUGGUUCAUUAAUGCGAGAAGAAGAAUAGUACAGCCCAUGAUUGACCAGUCAAAUCGAGCAGGUUUUCUUCUUGAUCCUUCAGUGAGUCAGGGAGCGGCAUACAGUCCAGAGGGACAGCCAAUGGGCAGCUUCGUCCUGGAUGGACAACAACACAUGGGAAUCCGACCGGCAGGUCCCAUGAGCGGUAUGGGCAUGAAUAUGGGCAUGGACGGCCAGUGGCACUACAUGUAACGGCUGUACUGUAAAGAAAAGGGGGAAGUGUGCGAGGCGUGUCGGGGAGUUUGUACAUCAGCGUGGUCCUGUGGGCAUCAGCAUGGCAUCAUCACCACCACCCCUCCACCAGCGGCCCCUCGUCUCUCACAUUUCUCACCCAGAUCUCAACAUCACACUCCAACCCAUGCAGCCAUGCUAAUGCACGGAAACCCCCCCACCCCCACACGCAGAACUGACCCCAGUGCUGCUGGACUCGCCCAAUGACGCAAGGGAACCGACCAAUAGCAUCAAGGAUGACAUCGACAAUAAGCCCAAGACAGAUUUUUUUGAAAAGAAAAACGUUGCAACAUCCGACAGCUGAAUCAGACGCUUCAAAUGGAAUUCCAGACGAGCUGUGAUCAUUUGUAAUCUUGUGAAUUUUGUUACUUUCGUUACUGGAGGACCAAGAGCUGAGGAGAACACUUUGUAAAGUCUUGGGUUUUUGUUCAAAUCACCAGAAGAUGUUUCUGCUUAUUAAACACACACACACACACACACACACACACACACACACACACACACAAACAUUAUGAAAAAAAAAAAAAACACUCACAAAAGAGACUCCAAGAGUUCAAACUACUGUAGUAUAAAAGCAUAGAAAGUAAAUUAAAACUUGUACAUUUUUAUCACUCACUUUAUGUUUUCUGAGCUAGUCCUAGAGUAAAACCUUGUUUGUCACAUUGUGUGCGUUGUUCCUUGAAACAGAGACGCUCUGAUCGCAGCAAUAACUAGUGAAACACAUCUCGGCCCAGACGCUAACACUACACGGCGAAUCCGCCCCGUCACGGACCAGAAUUCUGAAUUAUUCCUCCAUCAGAGUUUCUGCCGAUUGAAGCCGCUCUCUUCACGCCUCUUUUAUUUUCCACGCGUUCACCCUUUUUGGUCCAUGAAUGAAUGAAUGUUUCCCUGUAGGUGAAGUUCUUCGUUUGAAUUGCCCAAGCACUGGAUUGUGUUGCUUUUAUACAUUUUUAUUUUAUUAUAAUUAUUAUUAUAAUAUUUUGUAUGUUGGACUCUCAGAGAAAGAGCCUUGUGAAGGACGUGUAUUCUCGAGAAAACGCAACAUCCCGCGGUAGAUUCACGCCUGAGGAUCAAAUAUAUCUGCCAUACGGACGAUACCGAUGCGUGGAUUCUUGUGAAUUCUGCGGCACACAGAGAAGCUAUCAAUGUGCCGAAAAACUUUAAAAGGAUGAAAAAAAGAACUUAAAUUAUGAACUCAAAGCUGGAAGCUGAGAGAAUAUUGUAAGAAUCUUCGUACAGAGUUCAGUCUAUUAAUUGUUUCAUGUUAGAUAUUCUGUGUUUACCUCAAUUGAAGACGAAUGUUUUUGCUAGUUUCAGAUCUGCUGUGGCAUUGAUAUUGUAUGUCCAUGAACUCCCUUCCUUUCUCAGCACGUGUUCCUCACUAGAAGAUGAAAUACUGUCUCCUUAAGCUUUGUCAAAAAUACAUUCAAUACUUGUAUGAGGACUGUGGCGUAAUGUUUCAAAGGUGUUCAGUCACAAAUGCUGUAAUAAAUAUUUCGUUUUUGAUUUUGGUAGAUUCUUGUGUGCUGUACAGUGUGUUGCGCAUUCAUACAACUAUUUAUAUUAACCUAAAAUGUUGCUCUUACUGUAUAUAAUAUUAUUGGAUAGAACACAGCUGACAUUAUUAUGGAUCAGAGUAUUGUUGUGCAAGUGCUCAUGGUGUGUAAAUGUUGCUUUAAGAUCCUCCACUUUAGUUUUGAUGUAAAACAUGUGUAAGUGCUUCAGAUGAGAUCAGAGAGAGAGAGAGCUGGUGGCAUGUGGACUUACAGUGGGGCAGUUAGUAGAUCAGCUGCACUGAAGGAGAUUUGAGUCGCUCUGCGGCGCCCCCUGCCGGUCACACACACACACACACACACACACACACACACACACACACACACACACACACACACACACACACACACACACACAUUCAAACUGCUGCACAAUAGCGUUUGUAUCUCAAUAACCUUCUACAUCAUUAAAAAAUGAUGAACACAAUGAUGAUAUAAAUGCAUGAAAGAAAAGUGAAACAUUUUAAGUGUUUGAUGUGACUUUCAUUCAUUUUAUUAUUUAAUGUUUCAUUUAUCUUUUACUCAAGUGCAGGCACUAAAUGUCUUCUCUUUUUGAACAUGUUCGAUGUAAAAACGGCCUCAGAUUUCCCCCAAACUGGAUGUUUUGUAUCUACUAUUUGUACGUAAAUCGAAUUACAGCAGUUUUCCACCGUAAUUGUAAAAUUCGAAAUAAAACUAAAAUAAAUGUAAUAAUUUGCUUAAAACAUAAUACCAUUAAAAAUGUGUCUAUAUCUAGAAUUUCAAAUGGAUCACUUGCAGCUUCUAUGAGUUUGAUAU